CAUAUACGCGCAAGAGUGAGAGAGGGCGAUAAAUGCGUGUGUCUGUCUGUGUGUGUGUGCGUAUUUUUGAAAAAGAAUUCUAAUUUACUCACGUGAAUAGUAACAGGCGCUGGGCUCAUAUUCAUAUUCAUACCAUACCACUGUGACAAUGCCUUCAGCCCAUCCUUAGCUCCAUCACAUUGUGACCAUGUCGUAAGAAAAUAAUGGCCAAAGAAGGCAAAAUUAAUGCUCAAGGCGCAAAAGCACAACCGCUACGUGUUGCCCAACAUGAAUCCGUUCAUACGUUGAACGCAAUCUUGCAACAAUCAGCAUUCGCCUCUGUCAAUUCAAUCUUGAAAGGGAAUUUGCCUCCGUCAUCCGCACGAAAAGGAUGUCAAUAUCUGCAAAGCCUUGCACGCAAGGCAACACUACGACUUGACGUUUCUGUCAAGCGCUCGAUUUGCAAAAGAUGUCAUUCUUUCUUGUUACCUGGCAUCAGUUGCACUAUCCGUGUUCGACCUUCAAAGCCAUGUGAUCUUGUUCUGGUGAGACGAUGUACGAUUUGCGGUACGAGUAGGAGGUUGCCUUGUCCAGCUGUCCAGUCAAAGCGCUUCAAAGCUUUGGCAAGAAGGCACGAAAAACGACAAGCAAAUAUCGAUAGCCGAAAGGUGUCAAAGAAAGUAGAGACUGCCACACAAGGAGCCAUUAUUGUUGAUGAAAACGGUGUUUUGUGUACAGCUGAAGCUGAGUCCGGAAGGCUCAGCCAAAGAGCUCGGCGAAGAGCGGCCCGAAAUAUUAAGAAGGAAGCGAAUGAUUUCCCACAGAUGUCAAGUAGACGAAGGAGGAAGAAAAAGAACCCGAAAGGUCCGCAGACUGGUAGCGCUGCUGAUGUCAGUCUAUUGUCCACCACCACUCAAUCAACUGAGCCAAAGACUUCUUCGGCAUUGCAUUCCAACAAAGUAAAAGGUCCACAGGAACCUUCCAAGGCGCUACCGAAGAAACAACGAGCACGAAAGUUGACCCUUCCACCUUAUCAUGAGCGAGUACAGUCAACCUCCUCCUCUGAGUCACUCUGGAAGCAUGAUAUACCAAAUGAAGCAUCUGAAGCCGAACGUCAAGCUUUGAGCACGCUGAGAGGCGAUCACAUUGUCACUGUAGGCCUAGGCAAGGGAGGCAUCGUAGGCGAUCGAUUGUGAUGUUGUAUAAUAUUGUACCUUUACUUCAAUUCAAGCUGUAGCAUAAUCAAUAUAGAUUU
This is a messenger RNA of Meira miltonrushii, 1234 nucleotides long. RefSeq lists its product as uncharacterized. Gene Ontology annotation, biological process: tRNA processing. The coding region runs from base 204 to 1175 and encodes 323 amino acids. The transcript has a single exon. NCBI's taxonomy places the organism in Eukaryota, Fungi, Basidiomycota, Exobasidiomycetes, Exobasidiales, Brachybasidiaceae. The record is from RefSeq and is a predicted model, not a curated record. Gene Ontology annotation, cellular component: nucleolar ribonuclease P complex.